AUGGCUCCGCAAAAUGGAAACUUCCAGCCCGGAUUCGGAAACGCUGUGUCCGCUCCGUCCCCUACCGUUCCGGGCGGAGGUUGGAAUGGCCAAGGCGGCGCCACAUUGAACAAUGGAGCAGCCACAUCUUUCGGCCAAAGUCCUACUGCAAGUUGGACCAACAUUGGGUCCCCCCAAUCCGGCGGCCAGUCAGGUGCUGGAGGAAACACGUUCUCAUCCCAGGGUUCGACUCCCACUCAGAACUCCAACCAAGGUUCGCCAUCUCAGACGCAGGAUCCUAACAACCAAGGACAAAACAACGAUGACGGGCGCCAGGACUCUAAUAAUCAGGGCCAGGACAACAACCAAGGACAAGACAACCAAGGACAAGACAACCAAGGACAAGAUAACCAAGGACAGGACAACCGCGAUCAGGACAAUCGUGGCCAGGACAAUGGCGAUGGACGCCAGGACUCCAAUAAUCAAGGCCAGGAUAAUCAAGGGCAGAAUAACGGUGACGGGCGCCAGGACUCUGAUAAUCGAGGACAGAAUGAUCGGGGACAAGACGGCCGAGGACAGGAUGAUCGAGGACAGGACAACGGUAACGGACGCCAGGACUCCAACAACCGAGGACACGAUAAUGGUGAUGGUCGCCAGGACUCUGGUAACCGGGAUUCAGGCCAUGGAAGCAACACUACUGUAAUUGCCGCCGCCACAGCUGUCGGUGGCACUCUCGUCCUCGCCCUUUUACUCUACCUGAUCUUCCGAAAACUACGCAAAAGCGGCAAGUAUUCCAAGAUGACUCGAUCCCGAGCUGCGUCAAAAGAUAUCACUGGAUUGUUGCCGGAUUACGAACAGGAUCAAGAUUCUGAAGGCCUCCCUCACAUCUGUGGUAUGCAGAAUGCAAAUCCUUCUGCCAUGCACAUGCCCGCUACGCAAUCUGGGAASGUCCCGCACAUAUGCGGUCUGCAAAAUGCCAACUCUGCUACCAUGCACUUACCUGCCUCGCAUUCUGGGGAUGUGCCACACAUAUGUGGUCUGCAGAAUGUAAAUCGCUCUACCUCGGACUUACAUGGGAAUGUUCCUCAUAUUUGUGGUCUGCAAAACGCACCUACAAAUGCCAUUAACUUACCGGCUACGCAUCCUGGUGGCUUCUCAGGCCCACCACCGGCUGCUCUCAUCAAAGCAGAUCGAGCUUUGGACCUGGAAAAGGCCGGAUAUCUUUCCACCAAGGGAUCCGUCGAGACUUUGCAAGGAACACAAGAUCCGAAAGGGCACACGCAUCUUGCUCCCCCAAGGCCGAGCGCACAGAUAGAGCAACGUUCUCUUGGUCCGACGAGCCAGCUCCACCCCGGCGCUCCUACCUCCGAGAAAGAGUCGAGCGUGGAUUUGGCCCGUUCAGAUACCCGCUGGAGUUGGACUAAUUCACAAGCGCCGAGUACCCCCAGGAUAGAAGCGCCUAAUGGCCGUGCGUCUUUGACUGGUCUCAGCGUCCGCUCCAUAAGAAAAUGGUUCACGGGCCACGAGCGUGAUGAGGCGCCAAACUCAGAUCAAUCUCACAAGAGGCAACCAUCCAAUCCACUACUUUGGAAGAACCAGGCACACCAGCCGGUCCUAGCUCCACGAGGUCCCGGUGCGAGAGGGCCGUCGACAUCUCUUAGAGCCCAGGCCGGACGUCGCUCUGGAUCUCUGGCUGGCAAAACCAAUGCGCAACAGCAGCGGGUGGAGGAGCAGCAGAAGCCGCUACCGCUGUCGGCACAUCCUGUGAACAAGUCGCCAUAG
Messenger RNA from Ramularia collo-cygni, 1761 nucleotides. RefSeq lists its product as uncharacterized. The record is from RefSeq and is a predicted model, not a curated record. The coding region runs from base 1 to 1761 and encodes 586 amino acids. The transcript has 2 exons. Lineage: Eukaryota; Fungi; Ascomycota; Dothideomycetes; Mycosphaerellales; Mycosphaerellaceae.